AUGCAUUUCGCUCAACUUCUUCCAUUGUUCACUGGCCUCGCUGUUGCGACUACCCUGCCGCGCCAGGCAUCUUCUGGAUGCACCAAACCGGCCAAGCGCGUCGAGUUCCGAACUCUAGAUGCCGCUUUACGUAAAGAAUACACUGACGCCGUUAUCUGCCUCACUGAGAAGCCUUCCAGUAUCGGCUUGAAAACGUCUUUGUACGAUGACUUCACCUACGUACACACACACCUCAAUAACGACAUUCACUACGUUGCGCAGUUCCUACCAUGGCACAGAUACUUCACUUAUCUGUACCACAAGCAGCUCCAGGCUUGUGGCUACACUGGCCCAAUGGUGUACUGGGAUUGGACUCUUGAUGUCAAAGACGUAGCUGGCUCAGACUUCUGGGACCCCGUGAGUGGCGUCGGCGGUAACGGUGGCGACAAGAUUGAAAAGACCAGUGACGGACCUGCUGAGCACUGCUUGUCACGCGACUUUUUUGAUGGUCAGAAUCGCCCUGGUACUAUGCGCGCCAGCGGCUAUACACCCGAGGUCAUCGCCGAGAUGAACAAGCUUCCAGACUUUGAGUCCUUCGAGUUCAGGUUGGAGAAUGUUCCCCAUGGCUCCAUCCACAGUGCUGUCGGUGGUCAGAUGGGAGACCUAGGCCCCUCGUCCUCGCCCAAUGAUCCCAUCUUCUUCAUGCACCACGGCCAGGUCGAUCGCCUGUGGGCUCUUUGGCAGCAGCAGGACCCUGAGGCCCGGCUCAAAGACUACGCUGGCAUCCGAGAGCGUCUGAUGACACCUGGCGGUAAUGCUACAGCUGAUGAUAACUCGACACAGGCCGAGAUUCCCAACCCCCGCGCCACUCUGACCGACAUGAUGCCCUUCAUGGGUCUAGCUGGCGCUGAGGAUCUCACUGUCUCUGACGUUAUGGAUACCACUAACGAGAAAUUGUGCUAUACCUACUAG
Molecule: messenger RNA, 951 nt
Organism: Fusarium graminearum PH-1
Lineage: Eukaryota; Fungi; Ascomycota; Sordariomycetes; Hypocreales; Nectriaceae
Exons: 5
Coding region: 1-951 (316 amino acids)
Molecular function (GO): oxidoreductase activity
Source: RefSeq, a predicted model, not a curated record